AUGUCAGAAUCACUACCAAAUCUCACCUCCUUCACGCCUGAAGAAUACACCAAUGAUUGGACCUACAUCCAACUCGCCGCAAGGUACAUCGGUCUCCGUGCCGAAUACCUCGCCCUUCGCACUCUCGUCGAUGGCGCCAUCGCUGCUCACCCCUUUGAGCGCGAACGCACCAUCCACAACCUGCAAAAUGCGCGCCUACGGCUAGAGAACGAAAAAGAGCAGCUACGCGCUCAGAAACGACAACUUGAGAGGGCAAACCUGACAAACCGGAAUAUCAACUGCGACUUACUGCGGCGGUACUCGGAAAUGCAGGAAACUCUCAACAUAGUUCUGCAAGCGCAAUCUCAAGGAGAUCGGGAGGCGCGAGCGCAGCACGCGAAGAUUGAGAGACUUCAGGAAGAAAAUGAGAAUCUUCGGUGGCAGAUUGAGAUGUUGGUUAAGGCAAGGGAUGAAGAUGCAGGCAGUCCAGCUGGUUUGUGGAAUAAGGGGGAUAAAUCGCAAUCAGAAGUGGGUGAGAUGGGAAAGACGGCUGAAAACCUAGACGGCUGGGUUGAUAAAGUCAUCACUGAACAAGAGAAAAUGAGGAAGGCUGAGAUAUCCUGA
Messenger RNA from Bipolaris victoriae FI3, 603 nucleotides. RefSeq lists its product as hypothetical. The transcript has a single exon. The record is from RefSeq and is a predicted model, not a curated record. The coding region runs from base 1 to 603 and encodes 200 amino acids. Lineage: Eukaryota; Fungi; Ascomycota; Dothideomycetes; Pleosporales; Pleosporaceae.